CGGAUCAGAAGCCCUCAGCUGGAGAGGUGGCAGCGUUCCUGCGGGAAAGAGUGAGGGCAGCAGCAGGGAGACCGCCUACAGACGCACAACGGGGAGAGUCAGCGAGGCCGGCACUGAGCGGCGCUAUCGCCGCGCUCACUCCCCAUGUAUCAUCUGUAUCGCAGCCUGGCCGUGGCACGCCGCUGGUGUCCGCCCUGUGUCUGUCCCUUUAAGCCAAGGGGCUGGUCCUGAGGAAGUGACGGGCUCUGAGGGCCGCCGCCUGGGGGAGAACAUCCAGGGAUCCAUCCGAGCAGUCUGGCGGCCCGGGAUAGGAGAAGCAGCAGGAAGGAUCUCCGGGAGAGGCGCAGCACAUGCCGGGUCACUGUACCGCACCACCGGGGCCGGCAGCUGCCUGACUCACCCGACCACCCGUACAGAGCGGCGGUGCCCGGGAGCAGCCGGUCCGGAUGCCAGCAUCUCACCCUGCUCUUCUCUGUAAACUUUGCCUGCUAGACUCCCUGCCCUGGCACCCUCUGCUUGGUGAUGUUUCCUCUGGUAUCAACCCUAAAGUUCUUGUGGCUACUGGUGUUCCUGCUGCGGUGCUGUAGGACAAGCCUCGCUGAGCUGAAAGUCCGCGUGCGUCUGGAAGACGGACAGGUAGCAGAAGAGAGCCUGCAGGCGGACAGUGAGAGAGACUGUGUCACUCUGGAAUUCCGGAAGGCAGAUGGAACUUUUAUUACCUACCUGGCCGACUUCAAACAGGGUGUGAAGAUUUUCCGGAUUCUCAUCUUAGGGGAACUGGAGAGAGGACAAAGCCAGUUUCAGGCUCUAUGUUUCAUUACCCAACUACAGAACAAUGAGGUUAUCCCCAGUGAGUCUAUGUCCAAGCUGCGGCAGAAAAAUCCACACACCGUGCGUCAGGCAGAAGAGAUGAGGGGAACUGAGAAUUUGCAGAUGGACGUAGCAGUCAAUUUCACGAAGGGUGUCCAGCUAAGUUCCCACAUUCACAACAUCUGCUCUGAGGCCAGAGAGGCAAUCUACACACGGCAAGAUGAUGUGCGAGCGUGGCUUAAGAGAGGUGUUGAUGGCUCGAUGUUUGAGGUACUUCCCCAUUCGUCCUCCCUCCCCGUGCUGCACCCCUGCAAGCUCUGCUCCCAUGAUUGGAAACCCUGCAUCUGCACGUACCGUUUAAGCUUGGAAUGGAUUCCUUGUAGCCUCAAGUAUUGCAGAAGUCGGGAUCCAGCUGGCAAGACCACCUCCUACAAGUGCGGCAUACGCAGCUGCCAAAAGGGUUACAGCUUCCACUUUUAUGUGACCCAGAAACAGCUUUGCCUGUGGGAUGAGGAGACCUAGAACGCCAGUGACCUACACCCAUGUGCCGAUUUAGUGAAAGAGAGGACCACAGCUUCUGCGGAGCCAACAAGUACAUUUGCCUUAAAUCUAUUUUUAUACUGUGAAACUUUUUAGGAUCUUCUGAGAAGUAGACCCUGUGCACGUUCACCUUACUUUUUAUUAUAAUUGCUGAGAAGAAAACUGCUUAUUCAUGGCUUUUUGUUUUUGUUUUCUAAUUGCACAAUGACUGAACCUUCUCAGCACUCUAAUGUGCCUUACCACAGAUAUCCUUUUCCUUAUGCCUCAGAAAGGAUCUUAUUUCAUUGUGUGUAGAUUCCGCGCUCCAGCAGGACAUUACGGAGACCACCAGUAUUAAGAACUGUGAACAUCUGGGAAUUGUUUAAUACUUCUCCCCCCUCCUCAGCACGGCUAGAUUACUUGACACCUGUUGCUGGUCCGAAGUGAGACAACAGGCUGAAUGUCACAGAUUCUCUAUGUGCCUUCUUCAUUCUAUAUGAUGUAUUUUUAAUAUAGUUCAGAUAUUUUUGUAUGAAGAUGCCUCAUUUUUGUUUUGUUUUUUUGUAUCAAAGCAAGGCGAGGAAAAUAAAAACUUUUUGAACAAAAUAUUUAUAAUUUGUAAAAUAAAUAAAAUGAUUUUUAAAAUUGCA
Pseudophryne corroboree (corroboree frog) is the source of this 1979-nucleotide messenger RNA. RefSeq names its product out at first homolog (gene OAF). The record is from RefSeq and is a predicted model, not a curated record. NCBI's taxonomy places the organism in Eukaryota, Metazoa, Chordata, Amphibia, Anura, Myobatrachidae. Bases 523 to 1332 code for a protein of 269 amino acids. The transcript has 5 exons.